CAUUUAUCAUCUGUGAUAAUUGCUUCAUAUUAGACACUCAUAUUUAGUAGUAAGAGUUUCUUAAAGAUUUAUAUCAAAUGACGUCAAUGGCCAGUUUGUUCUCUUUUACUAGUCCAGCUGUAAAGCGAUUGUUGGGCUGGAAACAAGGUGAUGAAGAGGAAAAAUGGGCAGAAAAAGCAGUUGAUGCUUUAGUAAAAAAGUUGAAAAAGAAAAAAGGUGCUAUGGAAGAACUAGAAAAAGCACUGAGUAGCCCUGGACAGCCCAGCAAGUGCGUUACUAUUCCUCGAUCUUUAGAUGGACGACUACAGGUUUCUCACAGAAAAGGUCUACCCCAUGUUAUUUACUGCCGAGUCUGGCGUUGGCCUGAUUUACAGAGUCAUCAUGAGCUGAAGCCGUUGGAUAUUUGUGAAUUUCCCUUUGGAUCUAAGCAAAAGGAAGUUUGUAUCAAUCCAUACCACUAUAAGAGAGUGGAAAGUCCAGUUUUACCUCCAGUAUUAGUGCCUCGACAUAGUGAAUUCAAUCCACAACACAGCCUUUUGGUUCAGUUCAGGAAUCUAAGCCACAAUGAACCACAUAUGCCACAGAAUGCCACAUUCCCAGAUUCUUUCCAGCAGCCCAACAACACUCCUUUCCCCUUAUCACCAAAUAGCCCUUAUCCUCCUUCUCCAGCUAGCAGCACAUACCCCAACUCUCCUGCCAGUUCUGGACCAGGAAGUCCAUUUCAACUUCCAGCUGAUACUCCCCCUCCUGCUUAUAUGCCUCCUGAUGACCAGAUGGGUCAAGAUAAUUCUCAGUCUAUGGAUACAAGCAAUAAUAUGAUUCCUCAAAUUAUGCCAAAUAUAUCAAACAGAGAUGUCCAGCCUGUUGCUUAUGAAGAGCCCAAGCACUGGUGUUCAAUUGUGUACUAUGAAUUAAACAAUCGAGUUGGAGAAGCUUUUCAUGCAUCUUCAACAAGUGUUUUAGUUGAUGGAUUUACAGAUCCUUCCAACAACAAAAGUAGAUUCUGCUUAGGUCUUUUGUCAAAUGUUAAUCGUAACUCAACAAUUGAAAACACCAGGCGGCAUAUUGGAAAAGGGGUUCACCUUUAUUAUGUUGGAGGGGAAGUCUAUGCUGAAUGCCUGAGUGACAGCAGUAUAUUUGUACAGAGUAGAAACUGCAACUUUCAUCAUGGCUUUCAUCCUACCACUGUCUGUAAGAUUCCUAGUGGCUGCAGCCUAAAGAUUUUUAACAAUCAAGAGUUUGCUCAGCUUUUGGCACAAUCUGUCAACCAUGGAUUUGAGGCAGUCUAUGAACUCACCAAAAUGUGUACAAUUCGAAUGAGCUUUGUAAAGGGCUGGGGAGCUGAAUAUCACCGGCAAGAUGUUACCAGUACCCCAUGUUGGAUUGAAAUUCAUCUUCAUGGACCUCUACAGUGGCUGGAUAAAGUACUUACUCAGAUGGGCUCCCCUCUUAAUCCCAUAUCUUCUGUUUCAUAGUGCUGAAGUCAUAUCUUCAAUUACUCUUUUAGUGACCUUAUUUUAAUUUUAGAGAACGCUUCUGUAUGGAUACUGUGAGCUUAAAUGGAAAACAGAUAUUAUAGCUUAUUUUUUUCAACCUACUUGUGACCAAUAUAUUUGUAUUUUGUAAUGAAAGGAUAUUACUGUUUUUACUCAUGGUUAUGUUAUAAAAAUAGUAGUUGGAGACUCAAAAAUGGCCUGAAAGAAGCCCAGCAAGUAUUUUGACUUGCAUACAUAUAAAAUUAGUUAUUUGAUUUUGCAUUUAUCUUAAACUAGAACAUGCAUUUAUUUCAGUGUUACUCUAAUUUUUAAAUGAAACAAAAAGAUCUUGAUCUCAUUAGAGUGUGAAAAUAUCUCUCAGAGGGCAUGUUGUAUUUCUUUUUUUAAAAAAAUAUUGUAAAAUGUGUGUUUUAGUUAAAGGAAUUCCAUUCACUGUUCUGUAGUAAAUCAAUUAUACUUUUAUAGAUGAAACAU
This is a messenger RNA of Gracilinanus agilis (Agile Gracile Mouse Opossum), 1970 nucleotides long. It is a transcript of the gene SMAD5, whose product is annotated as SMAD family member 5. Lineage: Eukaryota; Metazoa; Chordata; Mammalia; Didelphimorphia; Didelphidae. The record is from RefSeq and is a predicted model, not a curated record. The transcript has 6 exons. Gene Ontology annotation, cellular component: heteromeric SMAD protein complex. Bases 78 to 1475 code for a protein of 465 amino acids. Gene Ontology annotation, molecular function: RNA polymerase II cis-regulatory region sequence-specific DNA binding; DNA-binding transcription factor activity, RNA polymerase II-specific; I-SMAD binding. Gene Ontology annotation, biological process: anatomical structure morphogenesis; SMAD protein signal transduction; regulation of transcription by RNA polymerase II.